This is a messenger RNA of Spodoptera litura, 2572 nucleotides long. The record is from RefSeq and is a predicted model, not a curated record. NCBI's taxonomy places the organism in Eukaryota, Metazoa, Arthropoda, Insecta, Lepidoptera, Noctuidae.
AUGAAGAUCAAACAACAACUGGACAACAAGAAACUAGUGAGGAAACUGAGACGGAAGAGGAAUAAGAUUGUAAGCUCCAAAGCACUGAUAACUAUUUUAAAAAUAUUCGACCUCUUUAUUACAAUAUCGCAGAGGGUGUUGGUGGCGUAUUGUCGGUCAGGCAAGCUGGGUGCGGCCUACUGCACCCUACAAACGGGCGAGCUAUUUAUCCUAGAAGAGAUAGUAGACCGUCCACCAGAGUACCUGAUGUUCUUGAGCCUGUAUCGUCAAGUAGAACCGGUCUGCAUCCUACUGGAUGGGAAGAACCAGGGUGCCUUCGUGCAGACUGUGAAGAAGACUGUGUUUGACAGCGACGCUAAUGAUGAGGGACGAUGCAAACUCGUGUUCUUGUCCUCUCAGGAGUAUAGUGAGUAUUCAUCUCGUUCCAAAUUAUCCACUUCUCUUGUAGAUUUCGAAGCAUGCAAGCGACGCAUCUCUUCUCUCUCCCUGCCUACUGAGCCAGCAAACUGCUCUGAUGACGAAAGGUCUCUGUACCUGAGGACCGUCAUAGAUUACUCUCAAACACAGAGUGUACACGCAUUAGGCGCCCUGCUUAGAUACUUGGAUCUAAACUGGGCUAAGUUGAGCAUGGACCUGCAUGGAAAACCACAAUUUCUAAGCUUAAGGAUCAUUUCACUGGCAGACAUAGUAACAAUAGACGAGGACACAUACCGCGGACUGCAGGUGUUCAGUGCAGUGGCACACCCGAGCGCCUUCAAGCGAGGAGUGCGCGGCUCCAGCAGGGAGGGACUCAGUCUCUUCCAGCUGUUUAGUCGCUGCGCGUCCAAGCUCGGACAGCGCCAGAUGAGAGUACUCCUACAACACCCAACAUCCGACUUGGCGACGCUGGAGAUGCGGCAGGAGUUGAUAGCAUACUUCAUGAAGCCGCAGAGCGACGCACUCAUGAGGAACAUCUGCUCCUCCUUGCGAUACAUCAAGAACGUGCAUACUUCGAUUUAUCUAAAACCGAAGGAAAGUUUACCGUCAAGCCUGGAGUGGACCCUGAAUUGGAUAGGAGUAAAUAUUUUCAUCCACAAAGAUGUAGAUGACGAAUUAGUUAUUUUGCUGCUAAAAACAUCAGACACUGGUGGUUUUUAUCUGACAGUUCCUUUCUUCUCUAAGCGAGGGAACUCCAUGAUGAACAGCUUCAGCUUAACUCUAAUUUUACCGAUAUCAUGUUUAGCAGACUACCUAAUCUCUUUAAAACUAUAUUUAGAAAAACAAACAAUGGCGAGUCUCCAUGGCUUAAUGUCAGAGACUGCGAAGGUGGAGAUGGAACGCCUGCCUACAUACAUACAGGAGUGCAGUAUGCUGUACAUGCCACACCUCGGGUAUCUACUCGGCGUGAAGAUAUGGGAUGACAAUCUCACGGCUGAGGAUAAACAACUGCCUGAUAUGAAGUUCAUGGUAAGAUGGUUCAGAAAUGAAUCAUUGCUAGGCAUCUUUUUCGAGCAAGAGGUCGUUAUUGAUAUUAAAAAAAUUAGAAAUCUUAGUCUACAGAUUCCGACUUUAUUUAUCGAUACUUUUUCCUUUUCACUGCGCAUAUGUGAGCUGGACGUGAUGAUAGGCGACACGUACCCCGAGAUAGUGGCGCACGAGACACGUCUCAUGAUGCGACUCACUGCCGUCAUGUUGGAGCAUCUACACACACUCACUGCACUCGUCCACAAAUGUGCCGAGCUGGACUGCCUCAUAGCAAUAUCAAAAGUAUGCAAAGAGUUUAACUACGUCCGACCCACGCUGAGUACUGAGAAGAUCAUCAGCAUCAAGGCAGGUCGGCACCCGCUGUACAUGUUGACGUGUGACAGCUUCGUACCCAAUGAUGUGGAGUCCAGUGAUGAAGCUGGGUGUGUCAAGAUACUCACUGGACCCAACUCUAGUGGGAAGUCUGUUUAUAUGAAGCAGAUAGGUCUGAUAGUAUACCUGGCCCACGUGGGCAGCUUCGUCCCCGCGGAGGCGGCCACACUGGGAGUACUGCGACACAUACACUCCCGCAUACACACCACCGAGUGUGUCGCCGCACACAUGUCUGCAUUCCUCAUAGACCUGAGACAGAUGGCCUUAGCUCUUCAAGAGUCCACAUCAAACUCCUUGCUAAUAGUGGAUGAGUUCGGUAAGGGUACCUCUGCUACGGAUGGCCUGGCGCUCCUGGCGGCCUGCCUCAACACCCUGCUGUUCCGCGGAGACCAGUGUCCACAUGUACUGCUGGCCACGCACUAUCUUCAGAUCAAGGAGUACAUCGUAGACACGCCCAUCGUACGCUACCUGCGUUUCGAGUACGUGAUCCAAGAUGGAGAGCCAGUUUUCUUGUUCCGCGUGUGUGAAGGGGGCGCUACCUCAAGCUUCGCACUGCAGGUCGCGGCCGCCGCAGGACUUGGACCUGGCACUGUCGCCAGAGCAAAGAUUGUCAUGGAGUCUGUUAUGGUAAUAAUAGUGUAUUUGUAUAACAGUCAUAAUAAUAGUACAAUACAAUAUGGGUCCAUCCACUAAGUACAGUCCUAGGUCUAAUGCCUUUUUCAGUGUAUCUUUUUUU